AUGCCUUUAGAACUUACCUGCCCUCCAGGUGUUAAUGGGAUCUCUCUUCUUAUUCCAGCCCAGGAUGAUCAGAGCAAUGAGGAGGGUGAGGAACUGGAUCAGCAAUUGCCAAAUCGAGGUAAAAAUGUGGACUUGAAAGAAAACAUCAGGAAUCCAGGCAGACCUAAGAGAAAGAAAGGCAGCCAUACAGUUGAGAAGAGGGAUGGAAGACGACAUAAUGCACGUUUUCCAAAGCAUAGGAUAAUGAGGGCAAGUACAUCCGUUCAGUGUGUAAAGCACUUCAAAACCAGAUCACAUCUCCCUCUGCACCAAAGACAACAAAAAGGGGAGAAACCGUUCGAAUGCACAGUGUGUGGAAGGAGAUUCAGUGAGAGAGGGAAUCUUCGAAGUCAUCAGAGAAGCCACACAGGGGAGAGACCUUUUGAAUGCUCAGAGUGUGGGAAGAGAUUCAGUCAGAGUUGCACCCUUAAAAACCAUCAGAGAACCCACACAGGGGAGAGACCUUAUGAAUGCUCAGAGUGUGGAAAGAGAUUCAGUCACAGUGGCAGUCUUCAAGGGCAUCAGAGAACCCACACAGGGGAGAGACCUUAUGAAUGCUCAGAGUGUGGAAAGAGAUUCAGUACGAGUGGCCAUCUUCAAAGUCAUCAGAGAACCCACACAGGGGAGAGACCUUAUGAAUGCUCAGAGUGUGGAAAGAGAUUCACUGAAAGUAGCCAUCUUCACAGGCAUCAGAGAAGCCACACAGGGGAGAGACCUUUUGAAUGCUCAGAGUGUGGAAAGAGAUUCAGUCACAGUGGCAGUCUUCAAGGGCAUCAGAGAACCCACACAGGGGAGAGACCUUAUGAAUGCUCAGAGUGUGGAAAGAGAUUCACUGAAAGUAGCCAUCUUCACAGGCAUCAGAGAAGCCACACAGGGGAGAGACCUUUUGAAUGCUCAGAGUGUGGAAAGAGAUUCAGUCACAGUUGCAGUCUUCAAAGGCAUCAGAGAACCCACACAGGGGAGAGACCUUAUGAAUGCUCAGAGUGUGGAAAGAGAUUCAGUCAGAGUGGCAGUCUUCAAAGUCAUCAGAGAACCCACACAGGGGAGAGACCUUAUGAAUGCUCAGAGUGUGGAAAGAGAUUCAGUACGAGUGGCCAUCUUCAAAGUCAUCAGAGAACCCACACAGGGGAGAGACCUUUUGAAUGCUCAGAGUGUGGAAAGAGAUUCAGUAGGAGUGGCCAUCUUCAAAAUCAUCAGAGAACCCACACAGGGGAGAGACCUUUUGAAUGCUCAGAGUGUGGAAAGAGAUUCAGUAGGAGUGGCAGUCUUCAAAGUCAUCAGAGAACCCACACACAGGAGAGACCUUUUGAAUGCUCAGAUUUUUUUGAAUGCUCAGAGUGUGGAAAGAGAUUCAGUCGGAGUGGUCAUCUUCAAUGUCAUCAGAGAACCCACACAGGGGAGAGACCUUUUGAAUGCUCAGAGUGUGGAAAGAGAUUCACUGAAAGUAGCCAUCUUCACAAGCAUCAGAGAACCCACACAGGGGAGAAACCUUUUGAAUGCUCAGAGUGUGGGAAGAGGUUCAGUCAGAGUGGCAAUCUUCAAAGUCAUCAGAGAACCCACACAGGGGAGAGAUCUUUUGAAUGCUCAGAGUGUGGAAAGAGAUUCAGUCGGAGUGACAUUCUUCAAAGUCAUCAGAGAACCCACACAGGGGAGAGACCUUUUGAAUGCUCAGAGUGUGGAAAGAGAUUCAGUCACAGUAGCAGUCUUCAAAGUCAUCAGAGAACCCACACAGGGGAGAGACCUUUUGAAUGCUCAGAGUGUGGAAAGAGAUUCAGUGUGAGACAGAAUCUUCAGCAUCAUCAGAGAACCCACACAGGGGAGAGACCUUUUGAAUGCUCAGAGUGUGGAAAGAGGUUCAGUGAGAGACAGAAUCUUCAGCAUCAUCAGAGAACCCACACAGGGGAGAGACCUUUUGAAUGCUCAGAGUGUGGGAAGAGAUUCAGUCAGAGUUGCAACCUUGAAAAGCAUCACAGAACCCACACAGGGGAGAGACCUUUUGAAUGUUCAGAGUGUGGAAAGAAAUUCAGCUAA
Messenger RNA from Heteronotia binoei (common prickly gecko), 2070 nucleotides. Its product is annotated as zinc finger protein 883-like. The transcript has 2 exons. The record is from RefSeq and is a predicted model, not a curated record. Lineage: Eukaryota; Metazoa; Chordata; Lepidosauria; Squamata; Gekkonidae. The coding region runs from base 1 to 2070 and encodes 689 amino acids. Gene Ontology annotation, biological process: regulation of immune system process; regulation of cytokine production; negative regulation of transcription by RNA polymerase II.